Molecule: messenger RNA, 1738 nt
Organism: Caenorhabditis angaria
Lineage: Eukaryota; Metazoa; Nematoda; Chromadorea; Rhabditida; Rhabditidae
Source: the annotation of a GenBank genome assembly
AUGUUCCGCAACUGUGCAAUCGAAUCUUCGUCUUCAAUUAAGGUUGAAAAUCAACAAGGACAAGAAGAUGAUCAAACAACUGAAGAAAUGGUAGAAACAAGUGAGUUUUGCUUUGAGGAAUUUAUUUUCAUCAAUUAUAUAUUUCUAAUUUAGAAGUUAUUAUAACUUUUAAACUAAAAUUAGAAAAAUUCUUUUGAUCUUCUUGGUUUUAAUGAAAAUCAAACCCAGAAUAAUGUUAAAUAGUUUUUUUUACGAAUAAAAUUCACGUUAUUUUUAGAGACAAAAUUGGGAUUUUAUUCAAUUCAUUAUUCAAAAUUUUUUUUACAGAUUCUCCGAACUUUGUUUAUGUUCCUGAGAGAAGAUUGGACCUUGAAAAUUAUUUCAACAUUUAUACAAUCAUCUCAACACACUUGCUCUUAUCAAUGCAAGAUUUGAUCAAUUGGGGAUUCCCAUUUUUCCGCAAAGGGAGUAGAGUGGCAAAUAUUCGGCCAACUGUGUACAACAAGGACAAAAAGAUUUGGCUCAAGAGAGAAGAUAAAAUGAGAAAUUGCUGUAGAUGUGACCUCGAAUUCAAAUUGAGCAAGAAUGGAAAAAAAUCACUUGGAGAAUGUGUUCAUCAUCCAUAUCGUGCAAUCUUUGAUCUUAGUGAGUUUUUUUUCACUUUUUCUUAAUCACAGCGAAAAAUUGUGUUAUUUUUUAUUUUUGUGUGGUACGGUGAGAACGAAGUGUUUGCACACACACAGAAAAAAGAAAAAAGACGCAAACCUAUUCCUUUUAUUUUUUUCGAUUUCCAUAUCUCCGUAUCGUUUAAAAUGGGGUGGUAGAAGUAGAAAAUAACAUUUUUUGACAAAAUUUUUGAUUCAACACAUGUAAAAAAAUUAUAUUUUUCCUAUUUUUUGACAUUUUUCAUUGAAACGAUUUCGCUAAUUUUUUUUCAUUUUUGUGAUGAAAAAAUAUAGUUGUUUGUCAAAAAAACGUUUUAUUAUGUUUUUUAUUUGAAUCACCUCAUAAUAUUUUUGUUGUUAAAUCUAAUUUUAAUUUCUUUCCAGGAACAUGUACACCAAUCCACCCUUGUUGUGGAAAAAAAUUUGGUGAAGCUGGAUGCAAAUCAGCCAAAUUGCACGUUUUUGACCAAUUGUUCUUGAAUGAACUGGAAAAAAUUGUUAUGACACCAUUUGAGAACGGAUUAUUCGACCCGAAAUCGCUUUCAAUUUUUGGAAUUGACUGUGAAAUGGUUUAUACAAUUGCCGGACCAGCAAUUGGAAGAAUGACAGUUGUCAAUUGGUAUGGAGAACUGGUUUUGGAUGUGAGAGUCAAUCCAAACGUAAAACUGUUGGAUGCCAACACCCAGUUUUCUGGAUUGACAUCGGAAGAUGUGAAAUCAGCUCCGGACUGUCUGAAAUCGGUUAGUUUUUAGUUAAUAAAAAAAGUGUUUUUUUCAAUCUUAUUUUUUCAGUGUCGUCAAAAAUUAUUCAAAUUAAUCAAUAGAAAUUCGAUUCUGGUUGGACAUUCUUUGGAAUGUGACUUGACGGCGCUUCGAUUGUCGCAUAUUCGAGUUGUCGACACAUCGAUUUUAUUUCAAACAACAAAACACAAACCAUCACUGAAGAAAUUGGCUCAAGAAUAUUUGGGAAAAUCAAUUCAAUCGGACAAUAAAAACAAUAUUGGACACGAUUCGGAAGAAGAUGCCAGAACAUGCAUCGAACUUCUUCAACAUUAUGUUAAGAAUAAUUUUUAA